CACGAGCAUGAAGGCGAUCGGCGGGCAAACGCUACAUUACAGGCUUUGGAGAGUUUGCCGAAAUAUUUUAGUUUAGUUUGUGUUACAUUAUCUCGGUAUUACCAAGGGGCUCGCUACACUACCGAAAUACAAGUGGAUGAGCGACGAGUGACUACUACAAAGGUGGCCAUCCAACGAGAGCGGCUGAGAAGUAAGAGAAAGAAGGGCCUUCCGCGGCGGCUAGAGAGCUCCGGAGGAAAGUAGCUAGCGCCGCCUCACGACCGCCGCGCGAAGCGGGCAUCCGCAGUCAGGAAACCGCGGUGUCGAAAGUAGCCUUGAAAUAUGGUCUAAGGAAGACAGAAGAGUGAUCAGUUCAAAACAAUUAUUCAACCCCCUCCCUUUAUCAACUCUGGGAAAAGUCUAGGUCCUCCUCACACACCCAUCAGAAUGGCUGGGCAACAGGAUGAAGCAGAAGAUGUAUAUGUGGAGCACCAGUACAUGUGCAGUGAAUGCCACCAGCUCUUCAACACGUUAGAGGAUGUACUUGUUCACCAGCAGAUCCAUACUGGCCAAGAAGGAGAAGGAGAGGAAGCAGUGAAUGCUAUGAUGGUCCAAGACAUCCCAGAGGUGGGCCAAAACCAACAGUACCAGUGUCUUGAAUGUGGGACACUUCUAAUAAAUGCGGAUGAGCUUUUACAGCACCAAGAAAUGCAUAUGAGAGAAGUUGGAGCAGAAGUGAGACAAGACUUGUGUGAGGUGGAAGUGGAAGUAAAUCCAGAGUCUCAAGCUUCACAACCUGUCCAGUACCAGUGCCUGGACUGUCUGGCUCUCUUUAACUCACCAGAAACAUGGCUGGAGCAUAGACGCACUCACAGUCGAAGUGUCACUCAUACCAAUACUGACUCGACAGUAGAGUAUGUCCUUCAGCCCGACGGCACCAUCACUCCACUGAACAAUGUGCAGAAUCAUGUCCUGAGUGAGGAGCAGGCUAAGGAGAUUUUGGCUCAGGUGUUUGCUCAACAGCAGCAACAGAAGAAACGACAUACAGUCUCCAAACCUGUGCAACCUGCUCGCCCCUCACUGCUGCCCUCAGUGACACCAGCCCCUGGCUCUGCCACCAUGCACCUGCAGAUACUCACAGCACAGGCCUUAGCUGAUAGAUCCAGCUCUCCCGCUCGCUCUAAAUUUUAUUCUUCAGUGUCAGGGUCAAAAGUAGGCCGUGUUGAAAAUGGUGUUCAAAGAUUGGAGUUGAGGUUAGCUCCUAAUAUUCAGAAUGUUGGCCACCACCCGCAGUCAACUGAAAUGGUGCUUUUAAGCCACCCAUAUGAAUGCUCUGAGUGCUCCCUUCUCUUCAACACGCCCGAAGAUUUUCUCCAGCACCAGGGGGAACACUUUCUGGCCCAGGAUAAAGAGAGUGAGGAAACGGGGGUCAUGAGUAGCUUUGAUGAGGCAAGAGUGAGGGAAGAAUUGGCAGAGAAGGCAACAGAGAUUCGACUUAGUAUUAAAGAAAAUAAAUCCUCUGUCUGGUCUAACCCACAAAAGUGUGAUCUCUGCCAUCGAACCUUUGCCUCUGCGAGCAGAUUGGCUAUUCACAGACGAGUACAUGAACAGGGCACAUAUGAAUGCUCUGAGUGUGGUAAAAUGUUUAAAAGACCUAUGUCCCUGGAGAUACAUAUGCGCACUCACACAGGGGUGGCCAGGUUCCUGUGUGUGGACUGUGGGCAGGGCUUUGCUACGGAGUUAACACUAAUAACUCACAGAAAGUCACACACUGCCAAUCCUUUUUACAAAUGCACCUUCUGCGACAAAGUGUUUACCAGUAUGACCAAACAACUGUACCAUAGACGGAUACACCUAAAUCAUGAAGUCUCCGCACCAACAAAUACAUCUAUGAUUUCUGCUUCAAAAAGAGCAUCAGUAUCUGCUCUUGCAAUAUUACAGAAAGCACGUGAGAAGAAGAACUCUCUCUGGGCUCCUGUGGAACAGGAUCAAGUGGAAAACAUAAACUCUAGUGACCCAGAGAAUCCGCAAACAAAGGAAGAAGACAAUGAGGAGAGUCAGGUGAUAAAUAGCACGAAUGUAUCUGUAGUCGAUAAUGACAACAUCCAAAACACAGUUGUUAGUGCAGAGUCAGAACAAGCUGUGCGGCCCCCUCCGGAGGAAAACACUGCUCAGACAGAGUCCACUGACUCCCCUGCUGUGUCCACAGAUAACAGCAGUUUCUCUUGUCGUAGCUGCUCCAAGACUUUCUCCUCUCAAAAGCAGCUGGUCCAUCAUAGAAGGAAGGCCCACGCAGCAGAGUGCAGCUUUAUGUGUGGUAUCUGUGGAAAGUCUUUCAAGAAGCAGAUACAUGUGAAUAACCACAUCCGAACACACACUGGGGAGCGCCCAUAUCAGUGUUCUGAUUGUGGUAAAACCUUCACUUUACUUGCCAAUCUAAUCCGCCACAACCUCAUUCACUCUGGAGUUCGACCAUACCGCUGUGAGGUGUGCCAUCGCUCAUUUUCCCAGUCUUCAAACCUCCGCAACCAUAGUUUGCUUCACUCAAGUGCAGCAAUGCUAUCAUGCCCCGACUGCCCUGCUAAAUUUCGCUGGCCUGCAAAGCUUGCUGUGCAUCGUUUUACUCAACAUCCUGGUUCUCCAGCCCCCUUUUCCUGCCCUCGUUGUGAAGCAGGCUUUAUAACUAUGAGGCAACGUGAUGCUCAUUGUUUUGAGAAGCACUCCAUUUUGGUUGGCACAGUGACUGAGUCAGAAAAGAAGAACCACAAUGCACCAACAGAUACCACAUCACAGCCAUCAACAUCCUUCACAAAGGAAAUGCAGACAGCAGAAGCAGCCAUUACUGGGAGGAGCCUAGAUUGUAACAUCUGUGGGAAGAAGCUCAAUUCCGCUGCAAAUCUUCGUCUUCACAGGCUCAGUCACUUUGCGGUGGGCCCUGGACGGCCAGGGAAACGUCCUAAAGCUCACCAGUGUCCAGUUUGUGGUAAACAGUUUGUAUCAUCCUCUGGUGUAGCACUGCACCAGAGGGUCCACACUGGUGAGCGCCCGUUUCCAUGUCAAGUGUGUGGUAAACGUUUUCGUCAGAACACACACCUGCGUGAGCACCUACGCACACACUCAGGGGAGCGGCCCUUUACCUGUGAAGUGUGUCACAAAAGCUUCAUCCAAAGCAUGCACCUGGCUGAGCACCGCCGCACACACACUGGUGAGAGGCCGCACGUCUGCCCACUGUGUGGAAAAGCCUUCAAAACCUUCUCCAACCUUCGAAGUCACAAGAAGACCCAUGCCCGACAGCAGCAGUUGGAACAGGCUGCUACUCCUGCUGCCAUGGAGACUGAAUCGGCUGUAGCUGUGGUAGACAGUGCCACUGUGGAAGUGGCUAAUGGACAGCCUCAAGUCAUUCAGAUCCAAACAACAGAUAUUCAGCAGAUACAGGGUACCCCUACUAUCAUGUGUAAUGAGUUUGGGGAGACAAUAGCCAUCAUUGAGACCAGUGAGGGAGGUGCUUUGCCACUGGAGCAAGCCUUGGAGAUUUAUCAGGCAGCUCUGGAAAAUGGCCUCGGAUUGGACGGCUCCACUGUAGAAAGACUGCAGCUCCUAUAAGUUUUACAUAAAAAGCUGGGUUUGUCAUUGAGGCCAGUAAAGUUCCAAUGUGAAAGUAAGUAUUUGCCUUCACAGACCAAAGUCUUCAACAGAAAACAUUGCAGACUUGUCUUGCAUGACAUACUGUGUAAGGACCAUUAAUUGUGCCUAUUUUUGUAUAAUUUGUUUUACCAUUUUUAUAAGGUAGUAUUUUUGUUUGAAAUGUUAAACAUUGUCUUUGUUGUGAAUGUUAAAUAAAUUCAUAAUUCUUGA
Boleophthalmus pectinirostris (great blue-spotted mudskipper) is the source of this 3834-nucleotide messenger RNA. It is a transcript of the gene znf526, whose product is annotated as zinc finger protein 526. The transcript has 8 exons. The record is from RefSeq and is a predicted model, not a curated record. Gene Ontology annotation, biological process: regulation of immune system process; regulation of cytokine production; negative regulation of transcription by RNA polymerase II. Lineage: Eukaryota; Metazoa; Chordata; Actinopteri; Gobiiformes; Gobiidae. Bases 427 to 3582 code for a protein of 1051 amino acids.